This is a messenger RNA of Talpa occidentalis (Iberian mole), 2708 nucleotides long. It is a transcript of the gene VPS9D1, whose product is annotated as VPS9 domain containing 1. Gene Ontology annotation, biological process: vesicle-mediated transport. The record is from RefSeq and is a predicted model, not a curated record. Lineage: Eukaryota; Metazoa; Chordata; Mammalia; Eulipotyphla; Talpidae. Gene Ontology annotation, molecular function: small GTPase binding; guanyl-nucleotide exchange factor activity. Gene Ontology annotation, cellular component: cytosol; endocytic vesicle.
AUGGCCGCUGCGGCCGGGGACGGCGCCGCGAGGCCGCUGCAGGGCGCCAUGAAGCUGGCCAACGGGGCCAUCGAGCUGGACGCCGGCAGCCGGCCCGGGUGAGCAUAUACUGAAUACCUGAGGAGCAUCCACUACAUCUCCCAGGUGCUACUGGAAGAAGUGGAAACACCAAAGGAACCUGGGGAGGCUGUGCCCCCCGACACCUGGAAGAUGCUGAAGCUGGCGGAGCAGUGCCUGGAGAGGGCCCAGUCAACAGCUGCCAAGCUCGGGAAAACACACCUGAAGUCAGCCAUGCCCGUGGCAACGCCUGUCCCCACAACUACCAGCCGACACCGCAGGGUGUAUUCAGAUGAAGGGGGGAAGCUCUCUCCUUUUCUGCCGCCCGAAAUCUUCCAGAAGCUUCAGGUGGUGGAGUCACAAAGCUCUAAGAAGGAAUUGACACCCCUGGAGGAGGCCUCCGUUCAGAAUCAGAAGCUGAAGGCUGCCUAUGAGGCCCGGGUGGCACGUCUGGAUCCCAGCCAGGCCAUGCAGAAGACGUCCCUGACCCUGUCCCUGCAGCGGCAGAUGAUGGAGAACCUGGUGAUCGCUAAAGCCCGGGAGGAGACACUGCAGCGGAAGAUGGAGGAGCGCCGGCUGCGGCUCCAGGAGGCCGCCAACAGGAGGUUCUGCAGCCAGGUGGCCCUGACCCCGGAGGAGCGGGAGCAGCGCGCGCUGUACGCGGCCAUCCUCGAGUACGAGCAGGACCACGACUGGCCGAAGACCUGGAAGGCAAAACUCAAGAGGAGCCCAGGGGACCUGUCACUGGUGACCAGCCUGGUCUCCCACCUGCUCAGUGUGCCCGACCACCCGAUCGCUCAGCUCUUGCGGCGGCUGCAGUGCGCCGUGUACCGGGCGCUGUACCCCCUGGUGAGCAGCAGCUCCCCGCCUGCCUCGGCCCCAGGCAGCUGCUCCCUGCCCCCGGACACCGACGGGCUGCUGGCUCCUGGGAGCCGAAGACUCCGGCCCUCCCAGAGCCUCUACUGUAUGCUUGCCCCUCCUGAGCCCAGCCCGGGCCCACAGCCCCCCACGGAACUCCCAGCCAGUCCCCCAGCCAGCCCGUUCCAGCCCGGCCCCGCUGACUCCUCGCCUAGGCCGCCGGCCAAAGACAGCUCCUUUGAGGACCUGGAACAGUUCUUGGCGGCUUCCGACUUGUGGGGCCGGGGUCCUGAGGGGCACCCUGAGCCCCAGAUUUCAGGAGCAAAGAAGGAGCCGCUGCUGGAGCAGCUGAAGAGCACCGUGAGGGACAUCCACAAUGCCAUCGACAGGCUGCUCUCGCUGACACUCCUGGCCUUCGACGGCCUGAACACGGCCGCCUCCAAGGACCGCUGCCUAGCCGGCAUCGAGGAGCCCUUCUUCUCCCCGCUGUGGCCGCUGCUGCUGGCCCUCUACAGGAGCGUGCACCGCGGGCGGGAGGCCGCCCUCAGCAGGAGCAUGGAGCUCUGCCGGAACGCACCCCCCGCCCUGGGCAUCAGCACCAAGCUCCUGCCCCGGGACCGCAGUGCUGCAGCGGGCGCCUGCCCCUACCAUGCCGCCGUGCAGGAGCUGGGGCUGCUGGUUCUGGAGAGCUGCCCCCAGAAGAAGCUGGGGUGCAUCGUGCGGGCCCUGCGCGUCAUCUGCGCCUGCGCGGAGGAGUACUACCGGGCCCAGGGUGCCGCCCCAGAGCCGGGCCCCCAGCCCAGCGCUGCUGCCAUCGGUGCAGACGACCUGCUGCCCAUCCUGUCCUUCGUGGUGCUGAGAAGCGGCCUUCCCCAGCUGGUGUCGGAGUGCGCGGCCCUGGAGGAGUUCAUCCACGAGGGGUUCCUGGUCGGAGAGGAAGGCUACUGCCUGACCUCGCUGCAGAGCGCCUUGAGCUGCGUGGAGCUGCUCCCCACAGGGCCCUGGGCAAGCAAUGGGCGAGGACGUGACCCGCCGGUGACCGAGCCCCCAGCGCCGGGGGGCGGGGCUCUGCACCCCUGCCCUCACCCCACCUCUGCUGCUGUGGGAAGGGGCUGAGCUGACCCCACACCCAGGACUCUCCCCCAUCCGGCCUCUGAAAGGCCCGUGCAGGAAAGCCAGAGGGAAUCCCGCCCAGGCCACCUCGCUCCACUCGACCCGGUGGCCGCGGGUGGGCCAGUCUGGUCCGCCUCUGUCCCGUCCCGUGACAGUCCUCAGCGUCUGAGCCCGUUUCUUGCUGGAGUCAAGAGGCGAACCCACUACUCUGUCCCCAGAGACCACGGCCAGGUGGCUCAAAACUGCUCUUAUUUAUUGGGCGCUGACCACCCUCCCCUGGGGGCCAGUCUGCCCUCCCCUCCUUGACAAUUCCCACAACCCUGUCCAGGUUGGUGUGGCCUGAGCUCAGCAUGUGGCGUGGCGAGCGGUCCCCUGCCCGCUCCGUCACGCGCCGACAGGCGCCACUGAGCACGCUGCAAAUAAAGAAGUCACAGUGUCUGCCAGCAGCUCCUCACGUCCUGCGCUCCGGCGGGGUGGGCCUGGCCACACAGACCCCGCCUCUGCUGGCCGGCAAGAGCCAGAGGGUCCCAGAGACCACUGGUGACAGUGAGGAUGGUGCUGGGGUUGACCGUUCCAGGGGUCACAUGCACCUCCAAACCAAGCCUGCCCCAACCUGCGCUGCACAGGACCCCCUGAGGCUGCUCACCCCACCCCUGCCCCGGGAAGGGCAGUCUGCAGGG